Molecule: messenger RNA, 1573 nt
Organism: Anguilla anguilla (European eel)
Lineage: Eukaryota; Metazoa; Chordata; Actinopteri; Anguilliformes; Anguillidae
Product: forkhead box transcription factor
Biological process (GO): regulation of transcription by RNA polymerase II; anatomical structure morphogenesis; cell differentiation
Molecular function (GO): DNA-binding transcription factor activity, RNA polymerase II-specific; RNA polymerase II cis-regulatory region sequence-specific DNA binding
Source: RefSeq, a predicted model, not a curated record
UUUAGGUUAUUUUCAAUAUUAUUUUAACAUUCUUUCACCAACACGAAUUAAAUUCAUUCCCUGUCAAUUCUGAAGAUGAGUUUAAGUAAAUACGCUGGGUUUUAACAGUAUAUUUUAUUCGUUGGAUUUUGACGGCAGGAACAGAGAAAUCAUGCACUUAUUCUAGAUUUAUUUAUGUGUAUACUGCGUGUGUCCGCGCUGACAGAAAGCGCAAAGGCUGGUGCGUGAGCCCCCGCGAGUCUCAGAUCAGAGCCACUCGAUGGUACGAGUGUUAAAGGAUUGCUCUUCCGGUUAUUAUGAUAUUGGACACUGAACCCAUGGAAGAAUCCUACAUCGACGUCGUGGGAGACGAAAACAAGGACGUCAGAAAACAGCAGCAGCACUUGUCUUUACCUGUGAGGGAGGUGAAGAACGGGCUGGUGUUUCGAUCGCGCGCUGCGUCACUAUCUCCAAAACAUCGAGAAGCUGAGAGGGACGACGGCAGCCCCUCGACGACUUGUGCAAAUGUGGGCAGACGAGGUCCGGCAGUGAAGCCUCCGUACUCCUACAUCGCACUGAUCACCAUGGCUAUCCUCCAGAGCCCAAAAAAGCGCCUCACCCUCGGUGAAAUAUGUGACUUCAUCAGCAACCGUUUCGUCUACUAUAGAGACAAGUUCCCGGCCUGGCAGAAUUCAAUCCGACACAACCUAUCGCUCAACGACUGCUUCGUAAAAAUACCACGAGAGCCUGGGAACCCUGGGAAAGGUAACUAUUGGACACUGGACCCUAAUUCCUCGAACAUGUUCGAAAACGGGAGCUUUCUGCGUAGGAGAAAGCGCUUCAAGCGGCAGUCGCGAUUCGGAAUGCUGACGGAACAAGUGUUGGACCACAGUGGGCUGCCCAUUUUCAGCUACGGUACUUACGCCUCUGCCGCGGCGUGUAUGCAGCUCCCUGGUCCGAACAUAUAUCCUCUUGGCGUGCACCACCAUUCCAACUCGCCGUGCACUUUCACCACCCAACCUGUUCGGAACAUCUUACCGGCGCUGUCUACUCUUUUUUCCCGUAAUUCCUUAGGUGCCAAGGGCUUUGACCCUGCGUCCAUAGCCUUUGAGCAUCUUACAACAAACCGUUGCGCAUUCACCUCGACAUUACUACCCAAUUCUCCGUUCCUGUCCACCGCGCCGGUCCAACCCACGGCGCCUCCCAUCUUGUCGGCUACACAGGAGUACCAGAAAACUCUCCGCAGCAACUCCGAUCUGACAGUUAAAAACUUCAGAGACAGUUAGGCGACCAAAAGUAGUAAUCGCCUGUGUGGGAAAUCAAAGAUGGUUUGAUUUUUUUCAGGUCUCGGAUUAACUGAAAAUAUUGAUUCAGUGGAAUUCGAACCGUUUUGACAAUUUCAUUUAUUUGAAUAUUAUGAAGAGAUCAGUUUCAUGGAUGCAAUUCCCGCGGGGUGUUGAACUGCCACUCUCACUUAUACUUGCUUGAGUGACUAUGGGUUGUCGGUGAACGAUAUUCCUUCAACCAUAACAAGCUUCCUCUCCAAAUAAUUAAACUUUGUUUUUAAAUAAACUUGGAUAUGGUAUUUAAUCAA